Molecule: messenger RNA, 1201 nt
Organism: Dendroctonus ponderosae (mountain pine beetle)
Lineage: Eukaryota; Metazoa; Arthropoda; Insecta; Coleoptera; Curculionidae
Product: WD repeat-containing protein 61
Exons: 8
Coding region: 180-1166 (328 amino acids)
Cellular component (GO): Cdc73/Paf1 complex
Molecular function (GO): protein binding
Source: RefSeq, a predicted model, not a curated record
CAAUUCUUCUCUUAACACAACAGUCGACCCUAACCCAACUUUUUACGGCGUUUAAAGCAUUUGUUUAUAACAGUUUAAGGAUUAAUUUUGGAUUAACAGUGAAAUUUCCAGAGGAUAAAUUAAGGGCUUCUUGAGACUUGAGACCGGUGGCCUUUUACUUCUCCUGCUCGGCCUGCAACAUGUAUUCAGUGCUCUGCAAAAAAGACAAUGCCCAUGACGAAAGCAUAUGGACGUGUGCAUGGGGCAGAUAUUUACCGGAGAAAAAACCUAAAGAACCCGACGCCCCAGGCGGAGACGAUGAAAAAUCAAGAGAUUCAGUUAUGUCUGACGACGCACCGGCUGAAUACAUCAUAACAGGCGGUGUGGAUGAUUUAGUUAAGGUAUGGGACUUGCAUGAGGAUAAACUGGAGUUGAAACACACUCUGGAAGGACAUUCGUUAGGGGUGAUUUCGGUGGCAGUCAGCAACAAUGGAAAACUAUGCGCGUCCAGCUCUCUGGAUGCCUCAAUGAGAAUAUGGGACUUGGAGAAAGGCGAGAAAAUUGCCAAUGUUGAUGUAGGGCCAGUUGACCUGUGGACAGUGGAAUUUAGUCCCGAUGAUAAAUAUAUCAUAUCUGGAAGCCACUCGGGGAAAAUCUCCCAGUAUAGCGUGGAAAAUGCCAACACAGAACUUCCGUUUGAUACCAGGGGAAAGUUCACUUUGAGUGUCGCUUAUAGCCCUGAUGGAAAGUACAUUGCCAGUGGAGCCAUUGACGGUAUUAUCAAUAUCUUCGAUGUGGCUUCAAACAAAUUGUGGCAUACCUUGGAAGGCCACGCUAUGCCCAUUAGAUCUCUGUGUUUUUCGCCGGAUAGUCAAUUGCUACUGACGGCUUCUGAUGAUGGUCAUAUGAAGCUUUAUGACGUCCAACACACGAAUCUGGUGGGAACUAUGUCCGGACACGCCUCCUGGGUAUUGGGCGUAGCUUUUUCGCCCGAUGGCAACAAUUUCGUGUCGGGAAGUUCGGAUAAAACCGUCAAAGUUUGGGAGCUCAAGAGCAGACAGUGUGUGCACACUUUCAGCGAACAUACAGACCAGGUUUGGAGCGUGAAGUAUAGUCCAGACAGCAGCAAGAUUCUUUCAGUGUCCGAGGAUAAGAGUAUCAUCGUUUACGGUUGUCCCAAGUCCUAAGCGUAUCGGAGAUUUUAUUUCAUUGUUUUUAUCAA